GACGUCGACGUCGAAGACAGGAUGGAGACACCAUACAGGUGGAGAGUGGCGAAAUUGACGUUGAAGGAAUGUUCCGAGAAUGCGUUGAAUUGAUCGCGUUUCAAAGAAUCUCGGCAUUGGGAAUGGACUCGAUCGUGGCGCUGCUCCUUCUGACCGCUUGCGUUCUGGAACUGGUGAUUGGUCAGCAAGGUCCGGUGUUCGUUCUCGAGCCGCCAAGUACUCUGGUCUUUUCCAAUACCACAGGCUCUCAGCUAAGCUGUUCUGCUCAUGGGAGUCCAACGCCGCACGUCACCUGGAUAACCAGCCCGGAUCAAAGAUCGGUCACCGCAGUUCCUGGACUAAGACAGCUGCUCGGCAACGGCACCCUCUACUUUCCGCCAUUUCUGGCGCAGGACUUUCGAGCGGAAGUGCACAACGCUAGGUACAGGUGUCGCGCGACCAGUUCCGUUGGAACCGUGCUUUCCAGGGAGGUUACUCUACGUGCUGUGUUGACGGUGCCUGGGUACGACGUAAGGGUAAAUAGAUCCCCAGUUGUAGAGGGAUGCAACGCGGUUUUGUCUUGCACGGCGAGGGAGGACGUGAAGGAACAUCUGACGGUCACCUCCUGGUUCCGUGACGAUGCCAUUCUUCUACCUGGAAGCACCGACACGGGUGGAAGAUUCGUGGUCACGUCUCAGGGGGAUCUGCACAUCCGAGCCACCAGACCGGAAGACGGCAGAGCCACCUACUCGUGCUUAACUUUUCACGCGUUGACUGGUGAAAGGAGAAGAAGCGAGCCAGCAACGUUAACAGUCACAGAACCAACGGGAUCUAUGCCACCACGAUUGAUGCAGAGAUCUCAGAUCGCCAUCUCGGCGGAAAGCGGCUCGGACGUUCAUCUAACUUGCUCAGCCCAGGGGAGCCCACCCCCGCAAUUUACUUGGUAUCGCGAUGUUAACGGCCAUUCGAUACCAGUGGAGUCAUUUGGCCGAAUUCAACUGUGGGGUGAUUUGAUGCAAAUUCGCCGCGUAGACGCUCAGGACGCAGGAAGGUACAUUUGUCGAGCCAGCAAUCAGGUUGGCGAGCAACGAGCGGAAACACACCUGUCGGUCACGUCAAAACUUAACGCACGGAUACAACCUCGUGUUCAGAUCAUCAAUUCCGGGGAGUCGGCCACUAUGAAUUGCACGGUGGAGGGUUAUCCGGUCGAGAGCGUCGAGUGGUUGCACGACGGUGUGCCGGUAUUGACCGCGCAGGACACGAGAAUCAGAUUGCUGGCUCCUCUGGUGCUCGUGAUAGGCUCGGUCGGCCGAAAGGACAAGGGGAUGUAUCAGUGCCUGGUCAGAAGCGACAAGGAGAACGCACAAGCUACAGCCGAAUUGAAGCUUGGAGACACUGUACCAGAGUUGCAAUACACGUUCAUCGAGCAAGCACUGCGACCAGGUCCUCCGGUAUCCUUGAGAUGCUCUGCUACAGGAUCUCCACCACCAUCGUUCACUUGGUUGCUAGAUGGAGAGCCUCUAAGUGAGAUCGCCUCUGGACACAGGUGCAUAUCUAGAUCUUCACCGAUCAAUAUUCCGUUUCUUAAUCGAACACAAUGCUUAUACAGGUACGCGAUAGGACAGUAUGUCGAUCAAUCCGGAGACGUGAUCAGUCAUUUGAACAUAUCGUCCGCUGGUGCCGAAGAUGGUGGCCUCUACGCUUGUGUCGCGGCUAAUACUCUCGCUACGGUCGAGCACAAAGCUAGACUGAACAUUUAUGGUCCACCGUACAUCCGAUCGAUAGGACCAGUUCGCGCGAUAGCCGGUGUCGAUACCACCAUAGCUUGUCCUUAUUCUGGCUAUCCUAUCACGUCAGUGGAGUGGUCUCAUGGAGGAGUCGCGUUACCACUCGACAUAAGACACCGUGUUGACAGUGAGGGUCAUCUUACCAUCGCCAAUGUGGAUCCAAACGAUGCUGGCACUUUUACUUGCAUGGUUAGAGCGAGAUCCGGUGAAACGGCGAGCAGGGACAUCCGGUUGACUGUCAGCAGUCCACCCGUUAUGAGUCCCUUUAAUUUCCCUCCAAACCUUCAAGAAGGAAGUCGCGCCCAGGUCACCUGCACCGUCACUUCCGGUGAUCUACCAAUCUACUUCUCCUGGCUAAAGGAUGGUGAACCAUUACCUUCCUCCUUACGUAUCGAGGAACGUGUGGCCGAAUUUUUCAGUCUGCUCGUCUUCAAGGAACUCUCGUCGCGGCACAGUGGCAAAUACACUUGCGUGGCGACUAACAGCGCGGCCAAAGUCAACCACACGGCCGAACUUUUGGUAAAAGUGCCGCCGCAAUGGAUUUUCGAGCCGCAAGAUGUGACCACUCUCCUGGGAAAUCCAUUGAACGUUCAUUGCGAGGCCAAGGGAUUUCCACCACCGCGUGUCACGUGGUUACGCGCCAGAGAAAGAACCUCCAACGACUAUCAACCUCUGGUUGAUGGUUCUGAUGGAAGAUUAACCAUCCUACCAAAUGGAUCUCUGUGGACAGCCUUUGCUGGACCACAGGACGAAGGGCAUUAUCUAUGCCGGGCGAAUAAUGGCAUUGGAUCUGGAUUGAGCAAAGUGAUCUACGUAUCUGUUCAUGAGCCAGCACGGUUCGAGUUCCAGAGCAAAAACGUGACAAUCCGUCGUGGCGAAUCCGUGACGCUAGAUUGUACCGUUAUCGGGGAUAAUCCAAUAGAAGUGCAAUGGAUGCACAACAGUGACCGUUUAGACACGAACAGUCACCGAUUGAGCAUCAGUCAAAUAAAAACGGACAAUGGCCUAAAGUCGCAAUUGUCCAUAGCAAGUAGCGAUCGUCAGGAUUCUGGAGUUUAUAGGUGUACAGCAGACAACGCCUACGGAAGAAGCGAACAUUUGAUUUAUCUCGCUGUUCAAGAAAGACCAGAUCCACCAGCCUCGCUAGAAGUUAUAGAAAUUGGCUCACGAUCGAUACGAUUAUUAUGGAAAAGAGCUUUCGAUGGAAACAGUCCAAUACGAAAUUAUGUUAUUCAGUAUCGAUCUUUGAAUCAUGGUUUGGCUGACGAUUGGAAUCCCGCAAAAACGCACAACGUCACCUACACACCCGGAAGUUCCAUGAAUGGAAAUACCAUACAUCCGACGCAAAACGGUUUAUCUCCUUUUGAAACUACCACUGACGAUCAAGAAAUAGCUUUAGUAGGCGGACUUCAUCCAGCAGUGACUUAUACGUUUCGCAUUUUUGCCAUAAAUUCAAUAGACGUGAGUGUGCCAACUGAUCCCGUAGUGGCGAAAACUCAAGAAGAAGCACCCACUGAACCACCCCAAAGUAUCAAAGUACAGUCAGCAGGUCCUGGAGAGCUUAUGGUUAGCUGGCAGCCACCCCCAAAGGAAUCUUGCAACGGAGAUCUAUUGGGCUACAUAGUGACGUGGUCGGAGCAUUCAUCUUCAACGUCAGGUGUGAACCAAAGCAAAAGUUUAACGGUGAACGGAUGGGCAACUACAAAGGUGCAACUCACAGGUCUGAGAAAGUUCACCAAGUACGAUAUAUCGAUCAGAGCUUUCAACAGUAUAGCCAGCGGGCCAGCCAGCGUUCCCAUUGUUGGAACAACUCAGGAAGGAGUGCCGGAAACUCCACCGACGCAAGUAUCAUGCAUUCCUCUGUCUUCCCAAAGUGUGAAAGUUUCUUGGAGCGCACCACCGCCACAUCAACACGGUGGGAUCAUUCAGGGUUACAAAGUGUACUACAGACCAGUGCCUACUGACAACAUGGACAUAUCGACAGUAGGUGAAGUAAAGAAGACUUCCAGCGUAGAAACUUAUCUACACACUCUAUACAAGUACACGAAUUACUCUAUCCGAGUAUUGGCUUACACUGGCGCUGGCGACGGAGUUCUAAGUCCGCCAAUUUUUUGUACAACGGAAGAGGAUGUACCAGGUCCUCCAGCUGGUAUCAAAGCUUUAGCAUUGACCGCGGAGAGUAUAUUGGUUUCGUGGUUACCACCUCUGCAGCCAAAUGGGAAUGUCUCCAAGUAUACGGUUUACAGCAGAGAAGCAGGCUCUAGCAACCAUAACACACACACCAUGCAUGAACCACCAUCGUCACCGACUGAUACUCUUACCAUGGAAUUGAGAGGUUUGGUCGAAAGUCAACUGUACGAGUUCUGGGUGUCAGCAACGACAGGACUGGGUGAAGGUGAAUCGACCACCAUAGUAACUCAAACUACAAACACUAAAGCUCCAGCUAGAGUGGCGUCUUUUUCACAAUUGUUGAGGAGGGCGAUUAAAUCGUCGAUCACCCUGUCUUGCUUAGUCGUAGGUAAUCCUACGCCUCGUCCAAUAUGGACGUAUCGAAAUAGUCAAGUCUCUACUGGCAGGCAUUACGAACUGACUGCUGAUGGUCAUCUUAAUAUUCGUGGAUUAGAACAAUCGGUGGCAGGAAAUUACACGUGUUCAGCCAAUAACUUAUUCGGUGACGAUUCCAUCACUUACACCUUGGUCGUGGUAAUGCCUCCACGAGCACCAAUGCUAGAGUUACAGUAUACAACGAUGAAUAGUAUAAGACUUAGGUGGAAUCACCCUAAUAACGGUGGUGCUACUAUUCAAGGCUACGUGUUAAGUUACAAAAGGGACCAAGGUGGCUGGGAGGAAAUAGCAUUAUCACCUGAACAGACUGAGUUCAUUUUAUCAGGUUUAAAAUGCGGUUCCUCCUACUUGGCACAUUUAACAGCUCAUAAUCGCGUAGGCACUGGAGAUCCGAGCCCUCUAAUUAGUGCCACCACCAAAGGAACUGCUCCUUUAUUACCAAAAGAACGAGACAUCAUCUCUGCCAACGGCACGUCCGUGAAAUUAAAUCUUUUAUCUUGGCCAAAUGGUGGCUGUCCCAUUCAAUAUUACACCAUAGAGUACCGUAGACGCGUCAGCACUGAACGAUGGACUUUGGUGGCGAGUCAUGCCACAGAGAAUUUAGUCAUAAGAGAUUUAAAGACUGCCUCGUGGUACAGCUUACGCCUGACAGCUCAUAAUGACGCUGGAGCCACGAAAACACAAAUGGAAUUUGCGACGACCACUCUCAGUGGUGUUAGUAUCGGUCCGCCAAAUGAUCUGAUUAUGGAAGAUGAUGUUAAGAAAGCUAUACCUAAUCAUAAAGUACUUUACGUAGUCGUACCUCUCAUCUGUGCGAUUGUGUUAAUUAUUUCCGCCGCUAUUUUGGGAUAUGUAAUGCUAAAACGCAGUGGAAGAGCAAAUUAUUUGGGAGAAAUUCUUCCUGGACAGCAACAGAAUCAACAGUCAGGAUUGGGUUUGGUUCAGCAACAACAGCAACAUCAGCAGCAUCAUCAUCUUUCAAGCUGUAUGUCUACCAUGCAACUAAAGUCCACUGCAGAACGUGAUAACAGAAGGAAUCAUCAGGUGUACACCAGUUCGCCUGUGAAACAAGAAAAUCACAAGUCGAACGAUCAUGGAUCAGAAAUGUACGAAAUAAGUCCAUACGCGACAUUCAGUGUGCCAGGAAGAGAAAAUCGUUCGGUAACCACAGCUACGCUCGAUUAUACAAUGCAGUUCAAAACAUUUGGUCAUUUAGAGAACGAGGACAUUAAUACGAUCGAUUACGAAAGAUCCAGCGUGGACUUCGAGAGGUCUAAAACACCAAGGUGGCACAAGCAACGCUACUUCCCAAGCAUCGCGGAAGCGGAGAGCAAGCUACGCUCGAGUCGUCAAGGUUCCGGAAGCGACACGUCCGGAAGUCCUUGUGGAGAAUGCGCUGGACCUAGUUACAGGGUGCCAGUAAAACCUUGCAGAGAUGUAUUUUCACGAGGCGUGGAAUCGAGUACAGAAUCCAACAACGAAGGCUCACCUUCACUUGCGAGACGACGAAGCCGUCAACCGAGCCGGUCUACUCGCAGUUCGGUGGAAGACAUGACGUUGUUGCCGCCAAGCGGGUUUAGCGACAGCCGCGAAUUGAGCGACGUAGAGUGCGACCGUGAUCGUGAUCGUGAUCGUAGCGAGCGUGAUCGUGAUCGUGAACGGGACUGGCAAGAUCUGUCGACCGGGACCCGCCACGGCGGCAGCUUGGGUAGACUGCCAAUCGAGGCCGUCGAAUCUAUGCUCGCUAGGUACCAGCAAAGGAAGGAACAAGAAAGGCAAGAGUUCACUAUACACGUAUGAUCGGGAUUUAGCAAUUCCAGCGAAAAUCUUCAUGAAACGAAAUAAACGGGAACGUGAUGAAUCCUCUGGAAACUAAUUGACUAACCGAUUCGCAGAACGUCAACGUAUAAUGAAAAUAACGAUAAUUUUCGAUAAGCGGCUAAUAUUGUAAUAAGAAUAACUCCUGUGAAAAUCAGGUUAAUUAGGGAUUUUCGUCGUAAUGGAAAAGAAAAAAAGAAAAAGUUUUUUGCUCACGUCGGAACACUGAGAAAAGCGUUUAACAUAUCGAAAAACGAUGUCCAUUCGACUUAAUGUUAGCGCAACAUCUAAUAUAUUUAAUAAUUUUCUGUCGAUAAAAACUGUGUAAUAAUUUUUCUACAUUUAAACAUUUUUCUCAGUGGAUUCUGCUGUUAAAAUUGUCUGACAAAUUGUCUCAAUGAUCGCUUCGUCGUUGCAUCGAAUACUGCCGUUGCGUUAUUAGCAAUCUUACCAAUCGACCAAUCACGAAACGAUAGGAACAAGAAUAUUAUACUAUGUGAAAGUAUCGACAGAAAUCCUUAGCUGUACAUUAGAAGACUUCAUCUUUCAAAAAUCAAGCACACGUGAUCGCACAGUGAUGAAAAUUCUAAUUCCAAGUAGACAAAAGUAAUAUUUCUCAGGCAUUGGGAAAUUAAUUUAUUUGAGGAAGUACGUUAAUAUACAGUUAAUGGCUGAUCAAUUAAUCUGUAGUUUCAUUAGACGUAGUUUACAAUUAAUUUAGUUGUUUCUAGGUUUCUUGCUGUUCCAAAAAUAAUUUCAUUUCCAACUCUUUCAAUAUAAAACAAUAUAUCUUCCAACACAAUGAAAUUAUUUUGCAAUUAACUUAUACUUAAUCGUCGAGAAGUUAUAAAUUUACUUUAUAGAAUAAUUUUGUCUACCUGGAAUAAAAAUUUUUACCACUGUAUCGCUCGAGAGUCACGCAAUUUGUAGGGAAGAUUCUGCAACAGCGAUUAACAAGGAGAAAGACACCAACAGAGGGUUUAGGAAACAAGUCAAUUUAGAGACGGAAUGAUGAAUUACACACGUGUAUAAUCGUAUAACUACUGUAUAGUAUAGAUUGUACGUAUCAUUAGUUAUACUGUUACCAAGAAUUGUAUAGUUGAAGAAGCACGAUGAGAAUGAAGUGUUGAGAAUCGUUUAUUUCUACCUGUGAGAAACAUCGUUCAAACAUAUGGUUAUUUGAACGAAGAACAUUUGAAAGAAUUCGUACUUGUGUUAUAUGGGAAGAAGAGCACACAAAAAGAGUGUGUCUAGUCUUAUUUUUAUUAAUUUUUUCUUAAUUUUGAAUAAAUUGUUAAACUCGCAGAUGUAAAUUUCAAUCUGUGAAAUUUUCUAAAGACUCAAGUAAAGAAUUAUUUUUGGAAUAUGUCUAGUAGGAUAGAAAAAUACAUUUGUGACUCCUCGAUUAAUUAACACUAUAAUGACACUAUAAAUUACCGAAAAUAGCCAAUCGUUAUAUUAUAACAAGAUGGUUUUAAUAUGUAAUGAGAAAUGAUCUCUAUUUUUCGUUAUAAAUCUAAUGACAUAAUAAUUAAGUACAAUUUACAAUCGUCGAUUUAUAAUCAACGAGGAGUUAAAUAAGAAAAAAUGCAAUUCACACGUUAAAUUUUAACGUAAAUUUAAGCUUUGUAUUCGUUUCUUUUCAAACAAAUAUCUUUUAUAAAAUUACCAUCGUUUAUAUUAAUGAAAAUAUAAAAGUAUAAUAACAUAACGAUGUUUCAAAAAAAGAAAAAAAAAACAGAAAGAAACGAAGCUCACUAAAACCGCAGAGUGCUAAAAUUAUAACAACAUUCCUAAUUAUCGGCAUUAAGAAAGCACGAACUGUGCGUUUCGACAUUCCGUUCGAUUAAUUAUGUUGAGGAAAUAAUUCGAGGAUUCUAUUCGCGUCAGAACGCGCGGUUUCGAUCCAAGAUCGAGAAGUGUGAUUGAUGAGAGAGUAAUUUAAAAAAAUGUACAUACAUGUAUGCAUCAUAUUUAGAGGCUGAACAAGUUUAUCGAUAUACAAUGAUCGACACAAUUAUCGAUUAACGACAAAGAUAGCUUUAAGUAUUAUUAACGUUGUUUUCAUUCGCGAAAUAUUCUAUUACAUGUAGAUAUUUUAAUGUUUAACCUUUCGUUCCUUGCGUUUCAAAACAAAAAAGAAACUAGGAAACUUUUUUACCGACAACCGAUUACCGCCAGUAAAGGUUGCUUUCCACGAGAGCUAAUAAAAAAACAUUUUAUUAAAAAAUGAGCGAGUGACUUUAAAAUCUUAAAGUUUUAUUCUUGAAAUGCAUAGCGAAACAAAAGGUGAAACAUUUUGUUCGAGGCAAAACCUAUCGGAUCGGACGAGUUCACGAUGAUCGAUCUAUCGAUAAGUUACGCGGGCAUUUUCAAAUGUCGGUAACCAAUUGAAGUCCGGUCCUCGUGCAUCACACCAUCUCUCGAUAUGAUGAGACUGAGGCUAAUUAACUACGCUUACGUUAAUUUCUGCCAAAACAGAGUUUACGGUUCCCAAAGACUAUUAAUUUAGGGCUAUUGCCUUAAUCGUAAUAAAUUAAACAAGAUGUCAUUGCGCGUGACAUCUACGAUCGCAUGUUUUCUUCGAAACUUUCAUAGACAAAAGGGCAUACUUCGCGUAUUUUCCCCGAAGAAGAAAAAAAAGAAGGAGGAAAGGAAAGUUCAUUUUUCACGCGAAAAUAUAUUUCUAUGAAAACAUGUUUGAAAGAAUAUCGAACUGGUUGCAUUUAUACUUAGUUUAAUACUAACAAAUAAACUGCCAUAUCAGCUUUCACGUGUAGUAAUUUGUCAUUUGACAUUUUUUACGAAAAAUUUGCCACAUUAAUGAUAUAUCAUAUAUUUACCAUUUCCAUAUAUGUGUACGUCUUAUUAAAAUUUUCCAAUGUUUUUUAAAUUUUGUACAGUUUUUAAAAACGCGUCUUACUAUUGAGACUAACACAUAUGCCUAGCUAAUUCAACUGCGAAAUUUCUAAUUCAGACACCGGAUAUGCAGAGUAUGCCCUCUCGCAAGAUAACAACGCAUGUAAUUUAUUACACGUAUAUAAACAUGUAUGGACGCAUCUCGUUUGUACAAACGCGACGAGCGUGUCGAACUUCACGAAGAUUAAACCGUACACAAAUUUAAAUACGAGAGCCAGCGAGCCGUAUGAUUUCUAGUAAAUUGUUUUCAUAGUCAAAAAUUGAAAAGAGAGAGAGGAAAAAAAGGAACGUGAUCGUAGUUAGACGAAAAAUUUGGGCGAGAAAGGAAAAAAUUAGCGCCAAAGCGGAUUUUUCGAAUGUGCGUGCGGUGAAUGCGUGCAUAAAUGCGUGCGUGUGAUAUAUAGAAACUCGUCAGCUACUGAGAACGAGCGAGCUACAUAUUUGUAUAAUACGCGAGACCCGUGAACCUUAGAAAUUAUGUAUCAUAUCCUCGUAUAAUUAUAUCCGUGGACGAAUUGCGAUAAAAUUAAUCGUCGUCCGUUAUGGUUACGCGAAACUAAAGUAAAAUAAUACCAAACGCGAAGAAAAAAAACAUGAAUAAAAACAAUCGAAUGUCUUAUCGAAGUGUCAGACUUUCACAGGAUAUGCUAACUCAGCUUGUUAAUAAAGAGGAAACAGACAUUUA
Frieseomelitta varia is the source of this 9753-nucleotide messenger RNA. It is a transcript of the gene Dscam3, whose product is annotated as Down syndrome cell adhesion molecule-like protein Dscam2. Gene Ontology annotation, biological process: dendrite self-avoidance; homophilic cell-cell adhesion; axon guidance. The record is from RefSeq and is a predicted model, not a curated record. Gene Ontology annotation, molecular function: cell-cell adhesion mediator activity. Gene Ontology annotation, cellular component: axon; plasma membrane. NCBI's taxonomy places the organism in Eukaryota, Metazoa, Arthropoda, Insecta, Hymenoptera, Apidae.